GCCCGAGCUGUUUGAUUGGAGCAUUGUGGAGAAGCAGAAGAGUGCCAUGGAGAGAUUGGAUCACGCCUUCAGCAAGGCUGAGCAAACCCUGGGCAUAGACAGACUGCUGGACGCUGAGGAUGUGGCGGUGCUGCACCCUGAUAAGAAGUCAGUCAUCAUGUACAUAACGUCUCUGUUCCAAGUGCUGCCUCAGGGCGUAACCAUGGAGGCCAUCCAGGAAGUAGAGACUCUGCCUCGGACCGUCGUUAAGCAGGAGGAACACUUCACCAUCCAGACCCAACAACGCUACUCCCAACAGAUCACAGUGAGUGUGUCUCAGGGGCGGGUUCGUACCCCCUCCACCUCUCCUAAUCCUCACUAUAAAAGCUAUGCCUACAGUCAAGCUGCAUAUGUCAAGUCACCUGAACAAAAGAGGAGACGCUUUACUGAGCAGGUCUGUGUCUACUGCUAACUACCUACCCAUCAGGAUGACCUGGAGCGGGGCCUGAGCCCCCUGGCCCCUGGGGCCACCCAGCUGGAAGACUACCAGAGCAUCCUGGAGGAGGUCCUGACCUGGCUGCUGUCUGCAGAGGAUGGCCUGCAGGCCCAGCCCCCCAUCUCCUCUCACGUAGAGGAGGUCAAGGAGCAGUUCCACACACACGAGGGCUACAUGGUGGAGCUGACGUCCCACCAGGGCAGUGUGGGCAGGGUGCUGCGUGCAGGCAGUGCCCUCCUGGGUGAGGGCCAUUUAACGGAGGAGGAGGAGAAAGAGGUCAGGGAGCAGAUGAACCUCCUCAACUCCCGCUGGGAACACCUCAGAGUGGCUAGCAUGGAGAAACAGAGCAGACUCCACGAGGUGUUGAUGGACCUUCAGCACCAGCAGUUGAAGCAGCUCACUGAUUGGUUGGAGCUGACAGAGGGGCGGAUCAAGCGGAUGGGGGCUCAGCCUAUGGGGCCAGACCUGGAGGAUGUUAAACACCAAGUAGAGGAACACAAACUGUUGCAGGAGGACCUAGAGUUGGAGCAGGUGCGUGUCAACUCUCUGACACACAUGGUGGUGGUGGUGGAUGAGAACAGUGGAGACAGCGCCACCGCUGCCCUGGAGGAGAAACUACAGCACCUGGGAGACCGGUGGGCAGCCAUCUGUAAGUGGACAGAGGAGCAUUGGGUUCUGCUACAGGAGAUCCUGCUCCAGUGGCAACACUUCACUGAGGAACAGUGUUCGUUUGACUCAUGGUUGACUCAGAAGGAGAAGUUGGUUCUGUCCAUCCAGAGCAGUGGCAUCAAGGAGCAGAGUGACAUGGUGGCCAACCUGAGAAGACUAGCGACGGUGAAGGGUGACCUGGAGAUGAAGAGACCGACCAUGGACAAGCUGUGUUCUCUGUGUCAGGACCUCGUCUCCUCAGUGAAGAACAAAGAGGUGGCUCAUAAGCUGGAAGCCAGGCUGGAGAGCUUCGCCCAACGCUGGGACAAACUGGUGCAGAGCCUGGAUAGGAGCAGCUCACAGAUCUCGCUGGCUGUAACCACGGUGCAGACCGCGCAGACGAAACUGACACACUCGGUGACGGCGAGCGUAUCCAAGGUGACGACGCGUGAGAAGGUGGUGGUGAAGAAUACUAAAGCAGCGCUGCCCUCUCCACCGCCCCAGAAGAAGAGACAGAUUGUUGUCGAAUCAGAGCUCAGGAAAAGGUUUGACAUGGACUUCACUGAGCUGCACAGUUUCAUCACGCGCUCCAAGGCCAUCCUACAGAGCCCAGAGUUCUCCAUGUCCAGGAAGGAGGGCAGCGUACAGGAGCUCCACGAUAAAGUCCUGGCGAUAGAGGGCGAGAGGCCAGAGAUGUCACCUCCUCUGCGGUUAUGA
Molecule: messenger RNA, 1840 nt
Organism: Oncorhynchus tshawytscha (Chinook salmon)
Lineage: Eukaryota; Metazoa; Chordata; Actinopteri; Salmoniformes; Salmonidae
Product: dystrophin-like
Biological process (GO): synaptic signaling
Cellular component (GO): plasma membrane
Molecular function (GO): protein binding
Source: RefSeq, a predicted model, not a curated record